UGACCAAUCUGGGGAUAACGUAAAACUUACGUCAGUUGCUGAUCAAAUAAACCAAGAAACUGAUGGUGCAAUAGUGAAAGCAUUAAAAAUUUUGCGACGUACUAAAAUGUAUUAAAAUAAAAAUUAAAACAAUGUCCGAGAUAACAGAAGAAGAGAAUUCUGGAUCACGUCCAGUUAAACGCCAACAUCUGGAUUCAAAUGAGUCUUCAUUAUCAAAUACUACUUCAUCUGAUUAUUCUUGUCCAGUGUGCUACGAACUAAUCCAUGAAGCAUAUAUUACAAAAUGUGGACAUUCAUUUUGUUACAGUUGUGUUUGUAGAGCUUUAGAAGCAAAAUCUGCCUGUCCAAAAUGUGGUAACAUGUUAUCCGGAGGUAUUCGUGAUGUAUUUCCAAAUUUAGCUCUUGACAAGUUGGUGAGCAAAUAUAAACUAUUAAAUCCUGGUCGUAAAUUAGAAACCUCCAGUAAAUUAGGUGUAGUUUCCGGGCUACGUGGAUUUGUGACUGCUGAAUCAAAGAAGUUAACUUUGUCUGAUGUGGAUGCCAUGUUGGAACUUUUAACUCGCCGUAAGCGUAAACUUGAAGCAGAGUCAGCUUUGGCUCAAAACCGAUUACUUUAUGAGUUCCUUGAAAGGCUGUUAUGCGAUAAAGAAUCGCAAAUGCGCAGAAUUAGUAGACAAGUGGAACUAGUUAAAAGAGAUGUAGCUUUUGUUAAAAAAAUGUUAAAAGAAUGGGAAGCUAAGAAACCUGCAGCUACAGAUACAGAGCAUAGUUGUCCUAUUGAUAAAUGUGAUAAUACUUCACCAACUCUGAAUAGCUCUAAUAAUUGUAUACCUGGUAAUGUUCAACGCCGACGAAUGUGUACACAUUUUGAUGAUUUUGUUGAUUGUUAUUUUUCAUUAAGAGCAAAAGAACUAGUAUUCGGUCAUAAAUAUUCACCUGAAGAAGAUGGAAAUGUUAGAGAAAAAGAUCAUGAAAAAGGAUUGGAUGAGUUUCGGGAAAACCUAGUGAAGUUUUCUAGAUUUAAUUCCCUCCGACCAAUAGCAACACUGAAUUAUGGUACAGAUAUAUUCAAUAAUUCAACCAUAGUCUCAAGUAUUGAAUUUGAUAAAGACGAUGAAUAUUUUGCUAUAGCUGGUGUAACCAAACGUAUUAAGGUGUUUGAAUAUGAUAGUAUCUUACGAGACAGUGUGGAUAUUCAUUAUCCCUGUGUUGAAAUGAUAUCUGGUUCAAAGAUAUCAUGUGUGAGUUGGAAUUCCUACAGAAAAAAUACUGUUGCUAGCAGUGACUAUGAAGGAGCUGUAUGUGUAUGGGAUGCAGGUACUGGACAACGUACUAGGAUAUUUCGAGAACAUGAAAAACGUUGCUGGAGUGUUGAUUUUAAUAAAUCUGAUGCAGGAUUAAUGGCUUCAGGAUCAGACGAUGCUCGUGUUAAGCUUUGGACACUUAAUCAAGAAAGGUCUGUUGCUUGUCUGGAAGCAAAAGCCAAUGUUUGUUGUGUUAAGUUUAAUCCAGUCGGUGCAUCUUAUCUAGCAUUUGGUUCUGCUGAUCACUGUGUCCAUUAUUAUGAUUUGCGACAUGCUAAACGUGCUCUUGCAAUAUUUAAAGGCCAUAAAAAAGCUGUAUCAUAUGUCAAGUUCUUGAAUGGAAAAGAAAUGGUAUCUGCGUCGACUGACAGUCAAUUAAAACUUUGGAAUGUAGAUCAAGCACAUGAAGGCUGUGUACGUUCUUUUGUUGGUCAUGUUAAUGAAAAGAACUUUGUUGGCUUAGCAACCGAUGGUGACUAUAUAGCUUGUGGGUCUGAAAAUAAUUCUCUUUACAUUUACUACAAAGGGUUACAAAGAAAAUUGUUUACAUUUAAAUUUGAAGCGACUACAGCAAUAUUGAGUGCAGCUGAAGAAGAAAAAGACAGGCGCAGAGAUGAUGACGUCAAUGAAUUUGUUUCAGCAGUUUGCUGGCGGCAAACAUCUAAUAUAAUAAUGGCUGCUAAUAGUCAAGGAAUUAUUAAAGUUAUUGAACUUAAGUAAUUUCUUGUUUAAUUUCGCUAUUGCUUAAUGUGUAUAUGUUUAAAUUAGUUAAUUUUAUUGGUUAUUUUCAUGUGAAAUUGUAUAAAUUUGAACGUUAAUAUUUUCUCCCUGUAUCAUGGAAUAUGUGUUGAAAUAGUGUGAUAAUUUGUGUUUAUAAACUUUACCUACAAAAUGUAUGUUUUACUAUUAAUUCAUUAUAUGGAUUGUAAUGUAGUAAAACCAAUAUUAAGAAGUGAAUUUGUAUUUGCUUUCAUUACCUGUGUCCAAUAUCCUAUAUAGUAUUUAUAAUAAAUGCAAUUUAUAUGUUUA
Sipha flava (yellow sugarcane aphid) is the source of this 2333-nucleotide messenger RNA. RefSeq names its product E3 ubiquitin-protein ligase COP1-like. The transcript has 2 exons. The record is from RefSeq and is a predicted model, not a curated record. Gene Ontology annotation, molecular function: manganese ion binding; ubiquitin protein ligase activity; protein binding. Gene Ontology annotation, cellular component: cytoplasm. Lineage: Eukaryota; Metazoa; Arthropoda; Insecta; Hemiptera; Aphididae. Bases 132 to 2024 code for a protein of 630 amino acids. Gene Ontology annotation, biological process: proteasome-mediated ubiquitin-dependent protein catabolic process.